UGGACCGACGCAGUUUGUAAUUUGAAGUGGAAAACCAUGAAGGUCGAAAUUAUGUCUGAAGGCGUUAAAGCCAUUUCUGUCGCUCUCUAUCAAGAAAGUGGAACUUUUUCCUUCGCUUACAAGUUGGCAAAGCAGUUCUGUGAAUCAAUAAAAACAAAAGGAAUCAUCUCGAACACUGAUUUCAUUACAGAAACAAAAAACGUAGAAGAAGCUGAUGUUGUUAACAACUUAAAGUCCAGAAUUGCUGAUGCAAAAACAUGUAUAGAGACCUUGGAUUAUUGCCGAUACAAAUUGCAUGAAGAGUUAGAAAUACAAUCUAUGAAAAGAUUUACAUUGCAACUAACAUACGAUGAACUCGUGAAAAGUAUUAAUGAAGAAAUUUCCCAUGCAGUUAAGCAGGCAAAAAUUCAGAAUAAUGAAGAACUUAGAGAAAUGGAAGAAUCAAUGAAGAAGUUAAAUCUUAGCCUCAGGAGGACCAGUCAGGUUUUGAGUUCCCUCGAAGCAAAAAAUAAUGUCAUUUUAAUUAAAAGAAACGCACUUGUUUUGAAGUUAGACAAAAAGAAUCUCGCGUGGAACAAACAGUAUUCCUUGAAAUACGAGAUACAAAUCAAAAUAUAUGAAACCAAAGAAAAGAUCAAAAAGUUAUCUAAUGAGAUUGUUAAUUACCAGGAAGAAAUUCUAAAAAUGAAAGAAUCUCUAAUUGAAGACCAUGCAGCAGCUAUUAAAGAGGCAAAAGAAAUUUCCCCCCUAUUGAGAACUUACAAAAUAUAA
Molecule: messenger RNA, 771 nt
Organism: Octopus sinensis (East Asian common octopus)
Lineage: Eukaryota; Metazoa; Mollusca; Cephalopoda; Octopoda; Octopodidae
Exons: 8
Coding region: 37-771 (244 amino acids)
Source: RefSeq, a predicted model, not a curated record